Molecule: messenger RNA, 2441 nt
Organism: Lytechinus variegatus (green sea urchin)
Lineage: Eukaryota; Metazoa; Echinodermata; Echinoidea; Temnopleuroida; Toxopneustidae
Exons: 2
Coding region: 693-2441 (582 amino acids)
Molecular function (GO): zinc ion binding; nucleic acid binding
Source: RefSeq, a predicted model, not a curated record
AUCAGAAAUCGUUUGAUUCUCGGGAGAGGAAGACCCUUCCACAUUUGGUCUUAACUCGGAGUGUGAGGGUGUGGUUCUCGUAGGCCAUUACUUUGGGUGAAUGUUGCAGGCUGUGUAGUGCAGGCAUGCACAGCUGAGUCUUAAUCCCCAUCGUUGGCAGGCUGGAUCCAGGCAGCACAGGCCAGGUAAAGCCACCACAUCUGCCCUCAUCUCACCAGGCACGACUGUUCCAAAGAACUGGACGAGCUGGGCUCGUACUUCAUCCUUGAACUCAGAGUUCGUGACUUGUGAUUCAUCGUAGCAAUCUUGUGGCUCUCAGCCCUCAUCAUUUCAUCCGCGAAUCCGGACUGGCUUUUCGUCGAGAGUUCGCUCGCUUUACUUCGCGUCGUCGAAGCCACCGCAGCUCGCUCUUAGACGACUAUAUUCAUCGGACCAACGAUAGUCAUUGACGAUGUCGAAGGGGUCCUUAUUCUGAACUAUAUAAAUUAUAACCAGAUUAGAUAUACUACGGUCCAGUUUGUUGUAGGUCCAAGGUUGUAGAAGACAGUGGUGCAUGUGGAGGUCAGGGCAAGGAGGCUUUACUGCGUGUACGCCUGUACGUGCCAGUGCUGUGUGCAUCGAGACUUCAUUGCGCUGCGUAAACUGUCUGCAUAUGGUAAGUUUGUAACUAAACCUGUGGAGUGGCCUACAGUAUGGAGAGAGACAAGUUCAUUGCACAAGGAGAGAAGUUUGGUUUAGAGGGUGAUAAAUUGAGAGCAUAUGUUGAUGAAUGUGUGCGAGAAGCUAGAGAUGAAAGAGCAGCAGCAAGGAGUGCUGAGGUUGCAGCUAGGAAUGCCGAGAUUGAAGCUAGGAAUGCCGAGAUUGAAGCUAGGAAGGCAGAAUCUUAUAUAAUAGCUCAACAGGAUGAAGCUAGGAAAAAAGAAUCAGAGUUAUUAGAUAAACAGAUUAAACUUGAAGAGUUAAGGAAAAAUAAUGGGACAGAAAAUGUUUCACGUGCAGGGCAUUCACAUAAGCCUAGUAUUCCGCCCCUCCCUGUUUUUCAAGAAGGAAAGGAUGACUUAGAUAGUUAUUUGUCUAGAUUUGAGAAACACGCCAUAAUUGUGGGUUGGGAUAGGUCAGUAUGGGCACCUGCAUUGUGUGCAUUGAUGUCAGGUAAGGCUCUUGAUAUAAUUUCAAGACUUACAGUUUCCCAGGCUCAGGAGUAUGAAACAGUAAAAUCCUCACUUCUUAAAGGGUAUGAUCUUACAGAAGAAGGGUAUAGGACUAAGUUCAGGUACGCUAAACUCAAUAAUGGUGAGACCUAUGUGCAGUACGCUUGCAGGAUUGAGAAGUAUCUCAAUCAUUGGAUUGAGCUAAGCUCUUAUGAUGACAAUAUGGAAGGUCUGAAGAGUUUGCUCAUCCAGGAGCAAGUAUAUAAUUCAUGUGGAAAAGAAUUAUUGAUGUUCAUUAAGGAACGUCACCCCUGUAAUCUGUCGGAAGUUCUAAAUCUAGCUGAUCAAUUCAAUGAAGCCCAUGCAGAUAUGAGAAUAAGGAGAAUGAAUAAAGCCCAUCAUCAGUCCAGUUCUAAAAAUGUAAAUCCUAAUGUGAAUAAGAGUAAUAACAAUGCAAUUAGUCACACUAAGGCUGAAAAACCAGGUAAGUCCAAAUUUGAUGACAAGAAGUGUUUCAAUUGUAAUAAAUUUGGACAUAUCUCUUUUAAUUGUCCAAACAAGAAAGGUCGUCGAGAGAUGGGAGCCAGUGUUGUCGCAGGCAGGUCAGCAGAAGACACAUCAGCUGGAGAUGAUGCUGCAGCAGGACCUACCGACACUAGAGAGAUGGCCGGACACUUCAACCACAAGAGUUUGAGUCUAAUCGUGCAGGAGAAUCUCACAGAAGAUGGAAGCGGAGUGAAGUUGGCAUCUGGUGACACUCUACCGGUACUAUCGGCAGUGGCGAGUGGAUCAGAAGUGGAGAUGCCAGUCGUCGAUGGAUUGGUGAAUGGGAAGCCCGUGGAUGUUCUUCGCGACAGUGGUUGCACAACAGUCAUCGUCCGAUAUGAGUUGGUGCGUGAAGAGCAGUUCUUUGGAGAUAGGCUGACGUGUUUGCACGUCGACCGGACGCUGAGAAACUUCCGACGUGCCAAAAUAGACAUAGAUACUCCAUACUUCAAGGGUAAGGUAGAAGCUCUAUGUGUACCAACCCCUGUUUAUGAUCUUGUAUUAGGUAAUAUUCCUGGAGCGAGGCAACCAGCUGAUCCAGACAGAGACUGGAUGCCAGGAGAUCAUCAAGGCAGUGCAGUGGAGACAAGAGGGCAGAAGCGGCAGGCGGGACGGACAAGGCCUCCUCUUCCUGUACCCAAGCCACUAGAAGACAUUGUGUCAGUGGAUAAUCUCAUCCAGGCCCAAAAGACAGCUCGUUGGAUGCCUCUAGGAAAGCCGCUGAGAAAGGAGAAAAGAAGAUAA